Messenger RNA from Haemonchus placei, 2676 nucleotides. Lineage: Eukaryota; Metazoa; Nematoda; Chromadorea; Rhabditida; Trichostrongylidae. The record is from the annotation of a GenBank genome assembly.
AUGAGUCAGAGAGCAAAACAAGGGUUAAGGUCACAUCAGCUGCAUCACUCCAUGCUUCUGAAGAUGAGAUCAGCACCAAAGACGAUACGCGGUCUCCUUCCUUUGAAAUGUCUGUAGCUAGAGGUCGGAAAUAGUCGCGUGUGUUAUUAGGGUAGUCUACCUGUACUCGCAGAUUGCGCAAGUCAUUUUCGGUGAGAUUGUGAAGAGAGGCGACAAAUUUCACUGCACAUGGUAAACCAGCCACAAACCGUAUCGGUUUCUCAAUUGCUACGUCGCGGUUCGGUUCAGAAAUCCGCGCCCAUUUAGAUCGAAUUUUCCCUACAUCGGGAAAGGAACUGGGGAGAAGUGGCGCGUGCGUAACCAGUAAAUGACCAAAAGUACCGACGGAGAGUAUCUUCUUGCUAUCUGCCGUGCAACGUUCUAAAGGAUCCAAUAUGGCAGUGAUCAAAGAUACAGCUUGUUCACAAGGCUCUCCAUUUGCCGCCCAGCGCCUCUCCGCUUCUCUAAUAACCGCACGGAUGUCCAUAACUAUUUGAGCAUAACGUUCAGGAGAAAUGGUCAUCUCUACAAGCAAUUCCAGUAAUGACAAAAACAUUCCUGCCUCGAUCAAGAAGGAGGCCAUUUCCGGUGGCAACCCCGCAAACUGGUGCUCUGCGCAGCGUAUUCGAACCAAUUCUUGAUGCACUAUAUUGGAUGCAUCUUUGGUAUCUCCACCGCCGCGAAGUACAACUUGUGUGAGCGAUUCCAGGGCAGAACAUAUCUCGCAAAGACUAGCAAUGAAACGUGCAGCACCGGCUAGCGGCUCGUUAAAGGCACUAAUGGCAUUCGCUUCUUCGACAAUAAACCGCCGAAGAGCAUUUCUGUCAGCUAAUGUAGGUUCUCGAGUCACUUCCUGUAACCUUUCGUACGCAUUCACCAAAAUAUCGGAUGUACUGUCUGCAAGUUCUUCAGGAGGGGAUGAUGACGCCAAGGAACUUGCGCUGGGUUUCUCCAAAACCUUUAUAGGUGCUACUAGAUCGGAAGCAGCUGCACGAAGAAACCGGUAAUGCCUUAGAACGCACUCGGGCAAAAGAGAAACAAUAGGCUCAUAAUUGGCAGCCGCGUUCAGUACCAGUAUGAGUUUGGCGAUAUAGAAGACGUCAUCUAUUUGUUGUUCUCUGGUGUCAUAUACAAGGUGGAGGCCUAGAAGUUCCCGAACCAUUCCAUGAACGAAAACAGCAUGAUGAGCGCCAACUUCGCUCAAACACCUAUGGCAGCGAUACAAAAGAAGUAGUGGAUAUGGCGAAAAGGAGGGGCACCUGUAUAUUUGAUUUUUGUCAGAAGGAAAUCGGUGCAAGCAAUUCAGCAAAGCUCGCGAGCAAAUUCUCAUGCAUUCAGCAUCGGCGAAUUCAGCCUUUGCCAGAAGAUCUCGUAAUGCUUGCCGGGAAUCCACGAUCGCAUCACAUAAAUUCGUCCUCCAAUGCAGAAACGAAUGCACCACAAGCUCCGCGAGGAACUAUGCUCUCCGUCUCAUCAUCUUGAGCUGCGGCAGAAUCAGUAGGAGGACAACGAGCGUUUAGUUCCUUUCCGGAUGACCAUUCACUGCUUGCAGACCUCAAAAGAUAUACCGCAAAAAUCAAGUCCACGAGAACUACAAGAGAAGUCCGGAAAUUCGCAGAGAUAUCAGUAAAAACAAAGAUGACUCACGGCAUUUGUCUCUGAUAACCCAAAUGACUAUAUUUCCAUCGUGAUUCUCUCGUUGGCUGUUGGGCUCCCUGAGUUAUCGCGAAUCGUGACUGAUGUACUUUUUUCACUUGCUCUCUACCACUGGAGUCCUGAACAGUUUUCAUCAUUUUCUUGUCAAGGGUUUGAUCUAAGAAACUGUCCGACACCAUUUGAAACUCUCCGAGAAUGGUAGCUGCUUCAGUCCUCACCAUUACCUCAUGAUCAUUCACAGCAUUACAUACAAUUGAGAAAGCAUCAUCACAGAGUUGCAGCUUCGUAUCCGACGAAUUUGAAAACGUACUAAUAAUCGAUAGUGUUGGCAUCCUGUUUGCGAAAACCAGCAGGAUACGUAGGGCAAGAAUCCGCACUUGCCUGUGGGAGUCUCCAACAGAGUUCUUGACGGUAUUGUAGGUAUGGAUGGUCAGUCCAUCUUCAACACCACUAAGAAGCGAUAAUCCUUCGAUCGCAGACAGGCGCACCCGUGAAUCCAUGUCGGUUGUCAUCUGACAGAGCAAGCGCUCCAAUACCAAUAAGGAUGUCGAAUCAGGCCUCCGGCUCAUAACACGUGCAACAUGAAAUCCUAUAGCUGCGCAUCUGUAUCCAUGUGCAGACGAAUGCAAACAUCGAUCGGCACAGCGCAAAACUCUUAUAGGAAUGCAAUCCGCUGAUAUUGCACCUGUGUUGAGACCCUCGGUUAGCAACAAUAGCAAACCAUCAUCCAAAUAAGUUCUCGUGAAUAGGUUGGCCUCCUUCCCUGCAUCCGAUAGUAUUCUCUGGAGGACAACGUUCCAUAAGGCACCAUCCGUCCGCCGCAUUAUACACAGCAACAUUCGAAGAAGUUGUCGGGCAAUUUGAUCAUAAGUGGUAACCGAUGCCGAAGUGAUGAUAAUGUUAACCACCUCUUCUAUGUCGUCGGUUAAGGUGGGAAGGUGUUCAAUUGAAAACUCCCGAAGCAAAAUGGAAGCAAUUUGA